GAGAGAAAGUGCAUGCAGAUCUCAGUCAUUCAUCUCUCGGAGAGAAGAGAGGAAACUACAGCAGAAGAGGAAAAGAAGCUAUUUCUGAGCAGAGAAAAAAAGGAAGAUUUUUUUAAGACUUCUGACUUUAAACAGCCUGCUGCUUUCAUUUUUAUCGACAUUUGUUUUUAAAACCUAAAUCACUGUGCUGCUGCUGCUGCUGCAAGUAUUUCACUCUUAGAGUCUGCGUGGAGACACUUCCACUUCCCUCUCCUGCAUCCGAGGACGCUUUUCUCUCUCUCGAAGCUGAGCAGCUAGAAAAAAAGAAAAAAGAAAAAGAAAAAAAAAAGGUUCUUGUUUUAUUUUUUGUUCAUUUUUUUUUCUCAGGAUCACUAUAUCAGAAGCCUCUGUUGUGACUUGGACAGAGAGAGUGGAGCUCUUCUAUUCGACUUUUGGGCUUUUUUGCGAGGUGGAGGAGGAGGAGGAGGAGGUGGAGGAGGUGACAAGGAUCAGAGAGCCCCUGGAAGAUCUCCGGGAAGAGGAGGAGGAGGAGGAGAAGGAGGAGGAGGACGAAGAGGAGGAGGAGGAGGAGGAGGAGGGCGAGUCAAGCUGAGAAAGAGCAUCCCUCCCAGCCUCACGGACGCACACCCUCAAGACAACCACAAUUCAGUCUAUAUUACAAACUAACAACACACAGCAGUACCAAGACAAGACUCAUAAAAGUACAUAAAGGUGAAGAUAAAUUCACCACCGGGUCCAAAGACGUACAGUUAGUCAUUUAAGGAGCAUUGUAGGACUAUAAAAGCACACACACACACAUAGACACACAGACACGCACACACACUGAGAGUCGGGACGCCCCAGCACAGCACCGCAGAAUGGAUCUCCCACCAAUCAGAGGUUUAUCUGAUGUGCCGUGAGCGGUGGGAGCACCUUGCACCCUGGUGCCACCCAGCCGGCUCACCAGGAUGGACCCUACUCAUUCCCUGAGGACGGAGCUGGACUCUGUGCUGUCGCUCGACCAGAUUCGUGCCAUCCGGGCCAACAAUGACUAUGUGGACAGGCCCGUGGCGCUGGUACCGGCAACCCAGUCCGGAUUUUUUUACGCCCACGAUGACCGUUACCCCCAUGGAGUAUACACCCAACACCCCCAGCCUUCUUUCCCCUCUGCUCUGUCCCGCAGCCAAAGUCAGCAGCAGCACGCUCACCUUUCCCACCUGAGCCGUUCCAGUACUAUAAGCUCUUCCAUGUCUCGGACCAGUGCCGCCUCAGACCAGAGGCUAUUAGCAGGUCUGACACCGUCCCACUCUGGUCUUAGUUCGGUGGUUCAUUCUCAGCCUAAAGGGGAACUCAAGCCUGAUGCUUCCUUGGGUAAACGUCUGGCGGGCGAGGCUGACCUUGGGCUUCACCAGUUCAUCUGUGAACGGUGCGGUCUCUGUAAAUGCCGAGAGUGCUGCGCCCCACGCCGCCUGCCGUCCUGCUGGGCCUGUGGACAGCGCUGCCUGUGCUCUGCCGAGAGUGCCGUGGAGUACGGCACGUGCUUGUGCUGCGUUAAAGGCUUAUUCUAUCACUGCUCUGCCCAGGACGACGAGGAUAACUGUGCCGACCGGCCGUGCUCUUGCGCUCCCGCCCACGCCUGUGCCCGCUGGAGCACGAUGGGCUUGCUGGCGCUCUGUCUACCCUGCCUCUGCUGCUACCCCCCUGCCAGGCUGUGCCUUGCCCUGUGCCAGUGUGCCCACGACAGGGCCACGCGGCCCGGCUGCAGGUGCAGCAACACCAACACUGUGUGCCGCAAGAUCUCCGCCUCCAACCCUAACGCUCAUCCUUCGCUCCGUAGCAAAGCUCUGGAGAAGCCGUUAUGACAGGCUUAGAUGGGGCCAGGUAAAUGAUUUCCCCCUCAGCCGUGGCCAAAGCAACGCUGUCGCCAGUUACCAGUGCCACAGCUGACAAGUGACGACAGUGCCAUUGUGACCCACCUACCUACAUAUGACAAGCCAACCAACCAACCGUGAAGUGUUGUUCACCUUAUGUACCUUGAAUUUACUUCUUCUCCAGCUCAGGAGGGACCAAAGCUUUACUGUGCCUGUUCAUGUUGGAGACUUAAUGCCUAAAAACACGAAUUCAUCUUGAAGAAGAAGAAGAAGCUGUCGUGCUUUGCUGGACUGCCCUUCAACCUUAACUAAGAGUCCCAGAUAGAAAUCACCUCUCUCUGCAUUCUGUGGUGUAAUCUGGCCUUGUUAAAAUCUAUUUAUUUAUUGUGAAACCUCCUUCCUCCCCGCCCUUUGCAUAGAGUUCGCACAGAGAGGGGCGAUGGACCAAAUCAGGAAGGAAAGACGCCUGCGGCAAUGUGUAUGGUCUUUGCCAACAGCUUCUGUCCUCUAGAAAGAGAGAAUCAGAACUGUGAGAGGCUGCGGUUACAACUACCACGUUCAGAACACAAAAUGUUCGAGAUGAGCAAAUGAAGACACCAUUGUCGCUCCGAGGUGAACACCUUACUGGGACUGCGAACCACCGAGGCAUAAAAGUGAGAACAAAAAACACCUGUAACAAGAGUUUGACACCAAAAAGGGACCAUGUACUGUACAAACUGAGGGAUUUUCAAUGCUAUUAAGCUCAUUUGUAAAGGAAAAGCACUGUGAGGUAAACGGACAAUGUUUUCCCCAACCAGCCAAGAGCUGAACGGGGGAUUAUUUAACCAGAGGGAGGAUGCAUCCAUUGUGACUAGGCAGCCUGUGUGUGUCUCCGUGUGUGUCCUCCUACUGUCCAACAAUCUGUGUAUGUAGAGCCUGUGUGUAUGUUGUUUUGUCAGCAGAAGAAGCCUCCUUUUGUCUUAUUUUUAGCCGUGCUGCUUCAGUGGAGCUCUGAGGGUCUGGUCGGGUUUCCUCUCGAAGUCAGUCUGUCGCCAACCUUCCUCCUCUGACUGACCUCCUUCGCAGCCCCCACCUCCAUCCUCCAUCCUCCUCCUCCUCCCACACUCAGAAGCUCUUCUCUGAACCCAGUCCCUUCAUUUAGUGCAAGGAAGGGCUUGCGGAGGUCCUGUUGCCAGGGGAUUUUUCAGUCAUCCAGUGCAAGACAAACUGAAAAAAAAAAAAAAAUGGACCGAAUUGAAAUAAAACAACGCAACCAGUGAAAGCAGCUGACACCAGGCGUAUUAUUCCUACAUCCUAUAUAUCCCUGCUGCCUCGUCCGUCUCUCCUCUUAAGCUCAGACGGCUGAAAGCUUCCAAUUCCAGGUCCAUGGAGAGUUGAUCAAACAGGCAAUUAGCUUCGUGAUAGCUCUUAAUGGGCCAGAGAAGAUUCUGAGCGUGGGAGGGAGGGGAAGUACAGGAUGAGUGGAGUUCUGCCGUUUGGCAGAUGGAUGGUGUGACCGGAGCAAAGAGUACGUUGAAGUUGCCGUGAGUCCGGAUAGAUUUCAUGCAUGUCCUUAACAAGAAAACAAACAUACAAACAAAAAAAAAAAGCAGUGUGGCUUUUUUGUUAUCCAGCACUUCUGGUUUUUGUGUGAAACAAAAAUGCAACAACAAUGCAUGACUAUUUUUUAGGAGGUGAGGAUCUAAAGCUGAUAAAAAUCAACACACACACAAUGUCAGGUGUGUGUGUGUGUGUGUGUGUGUGUGCGUGUGUGUGCAUGUACAUGUUUUUAAGCGCGCGUGCUCAUGUUUGAAUGCAUAUAGACUUUCCUGUAUGUGCGCGUGUGUCGGGACGUCGCCUAAACACAGACACACACACACGCUGACCUGAUAGGUUAAAUGUUACUUUGCUAUAUUUUUAUAUGUAAAUACGGGCUGUUAACGGUAUAACUAUUUUUAUUCCGCUUUAUUUUGUUUCUAUGAAAACUGAUGUUUAUUAUUACAGUUGUUUUCCACUAUAGUGAACAUUUUACCUAUUUAUUGUCCAUUUGUGAUCAAUUCAGGAACUUUUCGGGGCAAUUUUCGAGCUACGAUUCACUCUUAUGUCCGUUAAUGUGUUAGUGUCAAAUUUUCAUGAGAUGCAGCAAAAUUUAAGCUCUGGAGAUAAUUGGCUGUCUGCUGGGAUCAUUUCCUGUUCUAGGCUUCGUCUGCCAAUUCUUUUCAGACAAGCAGUUGCAGGAUGACAGUAUAAAAUAUAAGUGCAGCUUGUGUUAAAAAAAAAAAAAAAAUCUGUUGCUCUUCAAAAUGAAAAAUGAACAUCUGAAACACUCUGGUUGAACUAAUGUCCUAAACCUUUCUGCAGCUUUCUGAAGUGGACAGUGCAAAAAUCCUACAGUCUAGUCUAGUUUUCCUCAGCCUUCCUUCAUAAACACAGUUCCUUAUGAGUGAAAACUAUUAAGAUCAAGACUACAAUGAGUUACAAAAAGAGAGCACUGAGUUAAAUCAGAGUCAACUCCACUGAGCUCGGACGACGUUGGCUUUGUAGGUACCAGAUCGGCUCACAGCUUACUUUAUGAAUUUUUGCAGUGUAUGUUAGUAUGUUUGGCUACCUUCGGCCACAUUCAGCUCGGGCUGCGAGAUCAGCUUGUGGUUUAAUUUUUUUUUUCCUGGUAUGUUUGGAAGAGGUCGAUUUUUAGUUUUCAUUUUCCACAAAAGACAAAAAAUACGAUGACAGCACAUUAUUCAUAAACAAAGUAAUAAAAUGACAAAAUAAGUUCAAUCCAUGCACUCGUAUAGUGGGCAUGAAAAUAUUUCAUACGUUUCAUCUUCAAAGAUAUGAAAUAAUAAUGCAGCUUUUAUCAAUUUAUCCAAAGAAUACAAUGACUAAACAAAACUGCUAAACUGCUCUGCUUCGACAGCAACCGCUAAUACCGCUAACCUCUCUUCCACUUUUGCUUCUUCCUGUUGUCCAAUCAACUAUAAAAUCACCAUCCCUAAUGGCUAUGUGACGUCAUCUGGAAGCACUGGAUGCUCCCAGAGUAGAUCUGGUACCUACACCGUGACUUGUAACGUAACGCCCAACCAAAUGAUCCGACUGGCCCAGCGGAUCAUUACCAGAGCAUAAUCAGCUCAUCAGUUUAUGAUGAAUUAAAGCUAAGCUCAAACAUCAAAGAAAUCUAACUAAAGUUGUCUAAAAAUUCUCUUAAAUUUCCUCCGAGUGAUAAAACUUUGUAUGUUUCACCCCUUUGUGUUUUGAGGCUGUGCGAAUGUUGCCCGAAAUGUUUCUGUGCUCAUAACUGGUUCCACUUUGAUAGAUGAUUUGGCACUAAUUUUAAAUAUGAUGCUUCAUCCCCCUUUUAAUUUCUUUCUUUUUUUUUUUUUUUUAAAUGUUGCAACUUUUUCCACCACUGUUACCAAUGAAGAUAUUAUUACUAUUAGGAGUAUUUGCAACCAAAAACACAAUUUGUGUUAGUGACACCUUUUAAUUAGUAAAUCGCCUGUAGUUCAUGUUCACGUCAAUGCUGCCAAAUCUGAAAUACUCUGAGAGCGUUUUCAGCCAUGCUUCAAAAAAGAAAAAAAAAUGCAGAUAAAUCCUUGUCAAGGGAGCUGGUUUAGAUACUUUGCUGGCACCAUCUAUCCUGCAUGCGGCUCUGGGAAUGAAAUGACAACGCUUCAAAUGCAGCAGAGAAGACCCUUGACACUGCAGACGCUUCUGAUUAACCAUCGUCUGCCUGACUGAAAACAAAAAGUGCGGGCAGAAAAGGGUCCCAAAGUGUUGUCAGCUUUGACUGCAUUAGUGUGGACAUGGCUACAGACGGUUCCUUACAGACACACACACUGUCUCCUCUACACUGGCUGAGCGACCUCAGCCAGAUAUCGGUGCUCGUGGAGACGACUCGAGGAACAUUUAUUUCCGUCUGGAUUGUUUUCUACGUGAGCUGGACGAGGUUACGGAGCAAACUGUUGCAUAUUUUUUAAUUAAUUACGUUUCGUCCUCUCUCAGAGAAGCUUUAAAGUAUUUAUAGUGAUGGCUGUUCAAUCUUAACACCUUCAGUAUGCAGUGUUUUAUAUGUACAGCAGAUACACACAGGGAGGCGUUGAGGAGUGCACUGUGGGGGAAUAAAUCAAAUCACGUUCCGGCGAUUCUCAUGUUUAAAUUGUUAUUUUGUCAGUUUAUGGUUUUCCUCUUCUUUUUACUUCUUUGCUGACAAAAUGAGUUCCUUUAUUUAAAAAAAAAAAAAUGUUCAGAAGAGCUGAUAAGAGAACUAGUUAGCUAGAUAAUGGCGGCAAAAGCACCAUGUGCGAUUACAAGACCAAUGAAUGUUUAAGAUAUAUAUUUUUAGACAUUUUCCAGUUAUUUUAGAGGAAUCAAGGUCUUAAGGUCUUAAAAUCUGUGCACCGUCCUCCAUUCUGCUGUCAAUGCUGUGCGUAUCUGUAUGUACAAGUGAACCAGUAUUCAUAUAAAUCCAACAUUCCUCCCUCAGGACCCGAGCUCAUGUCAGGAACCUGUCUUACGCUGUACGUACGUAGGCUGCCAUUAUAACCAUUACACUUCUCCUCCUGUGUCUUAGCAAGCAUCGCUUUUGGUACAAAUUUGGCAUCCGGUGUGUUGUAAAACAAUUUAAGGAGAGUAUAAGGAACAAAUAUAUAUAGAAAUCUAUCUAAAAUGAAUAUAUUAUAUAUGGAACAAUAUGCAUUUCACACUCUGUUUCAUUGCCAUUAUUGCUUCAUGGGUAUUUAUUUGAAUGGUUGCAACAAUAGCAGUGACAGUAAUCACAUGGACGGUGUUCAUGAGAAGUAUUUAUUUUAGAGAGCGGUGGGCGGAGAGGAAGAGCAUCCCAUGUUGUUGUCGUUUGUCUUUUUGAUUUCGUUCGUUUAUUCCUCUCUGGGUGUGGUGUGGCUGCUGCUACCCUCCUGGCUAAAGAUGAACCAAUAAAAAGGAGCUUCCAAAAAGA
Molecule: messenger RNA, 6783 nt
Organism: Mugil cephalus (flathead mullet)
Lineage: Eukaryota; Metazoa; Chordata; Actinopteri; Mugiliformes; Mugilidae
Product: protein sprouty homolog 3
Exons: 2
Coding region: 948-1841 (297 amino acids)
Biological process (GO): multicellular organism development; animal organ development; negative regulation of fibroblast growth factor receptor signaling pathway
Cellular component (GO): cytosol; membrane
Source: RefSeq, a predicted model, not a curated record